CACAGCUCGCGCUGUGAUGGGACUACAAACCCGUUAGCGCCCUCCGCUUCCUCCUCUUCCAUCAUGGCUCCCUCGAUAGACAGGCAAGGAUACUGGGGGCGGCCGACCUCAACGCUGGAAUGGUGCGAGGAGAAUUAUGUCGUCUCUUUCUACAUCGCGGAGUUCUGGAACACUGUCAGCAACCUGAUAAUGAUUCUUCCGCCCAUAUACGGAGCCGUCCAGACGUUCCGGGACGGCCUGGAGUUUCGUUAUAUCUACUCGUUUCUUGGUCUUUCAGCCGUAGGUGUCGGCUCCUGGUGCUUCCACAUGACGCUGCUGUAUGAGAUGCAGCUGCUGGACGAGUUGCCAAUGAUUUACAGUACAUGUGUGUUUGUGUACUGCCUAUACGAGUGCUUCAAGCAAGAGAACAGCAUCAGUGUGUUUCCUAUCGUGUUGUUGAUCAUCUUCAGCGUCUCGGUCACCUUGGUGUACCUGCAGUGGAAGGAGCCAGUGUUUCACCAGGUCAUGUAUGGUGCCCUGGUAGCUUGCCUGGUGAUGCGUUCGGUCUUCAUUGUUACAUGGGUGUACCCGUGGCUCAGGGGCCUGUGUUACACCUCUUUAGGGAUCUUUAUGUUGGGCUUCCUGCUGUGGAACAUCGACAACAUUUUCUGUGACUCGUUAAGAGUCAGUAGACAAGUGCUGCCCCCUGGUGUUGGAGUGAUGACACAGUUCCAUGCCUGGUGGCACAUUUUCACAGGUCUCGGCUCCUACCUGCACAUUCUCCUCAGCUUGCAGAUCAGAUCCACCUACCUCAAGUAUAGACCAAAAGUUAAGUUUCUGUGUGGCGUCUGGCCCACUUUGCACAUUGAACCACAGAAGACGAGCUGAAGUGAGAAGAUGAGGAGCAGCUUAAGCACGGUGACUGCCGAACCGGGCGCUACUGGCAGAAACCCACCUGUGUCACCUGGCUACUGCUGGGAACUUGGCCCUCAGGCAAGCAACUGGUGUACCACAGGGCGCCAACUUAGGGACCAUUUGGUUCUGAGCUGUGGAAAAUGACUAAGUAAAGUAUAGCACUGAAUUAUUUCAAGAAACUGAAGAUUCUUUCCAUUGAUUAUAAUUUAUUAGAUUAGUAUGUUUAAGUUAUUUUUAAGUGGGUAGUUUCUUUUUUUUUUUUUCUUUUUUUUUUUUUUCCCCCAAACAGCCAUUUUCAGUGAGUGAAUGAUGCAGCCCACUUCAGUGGCAAUUAUAGAAGGAAAUAUAAAAGUUUUAUUGUUAAAAUAGUUGAACAGCUGUAAUUAAUUCAGUCUUUGCUUAUGACUAAUCCGGUAAAUAAUAAAAUAUGAGCCAAAAUAUAUUUAUGGCCCCCUUCAAAUGAGAUGAUAUCUUUGCUUAGGCUUAGUUUUGUAAGAAGCUAAAUCAGUUUAUUGUAUAGUUUUUUUUUUUUUAAGAAAAUAAUAAAACAAACUUAUAGUGGAAGUGAACAAGUUUUAAUCUAAUAAGGAAAGAUUUUUUUUUUAUUUGCAUUGCUGAAGGUUGAACUUUUACUUGAAUUUUCCACAAAAUGAUGACAUGCCAUAACUGGAAUUCAGAUGCUCUUUUUUUUUUUUUUUUUUUUUACCUUAAUUAACGUUAUUGCCAAAGUCGCACGUGUUGGCUUGUAUUUAGUUGUCAUCCAAUGUGUGAAAUGUAUUACUGGUUUACCUUGCAAUGUUUUAAUGAAAGCUUGUAACACUGGAUUGUAGCGUUCAGGCUCACAGUACAAAGCAAGGCUGGGUUUUAUAUAUAUAUAUAUAUAUAUAUAUAUAUAUAUAUAUAUAUAUAAAAGCAGCUAGAAUUUUUGACCGUUAAUGGUGCUGGAGUGAGAGGCAUUUUCCCCUCAACUAUUGCUGCACACUGGCAGUCAGCAGGCUGAAAAGAGGCUCAUAUAAACUCUAUUCUUACUUGCUGAAAGGAUGAAUAGUACAAUAAAAAAAUAUAGCUACAUACAGUUAUGUAUUAAUUUGGGAUGUCCUGCUCAGGAUGUUUGCUCCCAACACCAAACCAAUCGUUUAAUAACAGCGAUCAGCAAAUUCUGACAACAUGUCAAAAUGCGCAUAGUUUCAUCAUUUCUUAGUAGCACUUAUUUUGUUUUGAUAUGUCUUGUUGAUUAUUUCCAUCUGCUGACACAGGCAGACAGGAAGCUGCUACAGCCUCUCUAUCUGUUUGUGAAAGUUGAUAUGAACAGAAAACCCAGAUCUGAUGAACAGGUUAGUGGACACAAACUAUAUCUUAGCUGCACAUUACCUGCAUCAAAUAUGUAUGUCAUAUGCAUUCCUGGAGGUGCAGCUGGCAUGAAAUUCUUCAGGAACUCCAAAAACGGUCAUUUCUAACACUGCCAUAAUCAGGAAUAUGUAAUAUCUGGAAUCAGAUUGGGACAUCCCUUGUAGAAAAUGAAUGAGAUGGAUUAUUUUAGCAGGAAAAUGGCUAAUUUUCCAUUAGCAAUGAGAUCAAGUUAUGUAUUUUACUCACUUUAUAUAAAUGAACUCCCAAGUUUUCAUACAGCCUAACAUUGGCCCGUGCCUAGUUACCACAGCAACGCUUCUGAAGACGGUCGACCAAAAUCAAAAUCCAACUAUUCAAACUGAACAAGAUUUCACUUUUAUCACAAGCCUGAGCAGCAUUUACUAAAAGAGAGACAGGAAAUCUCAUCACAAGACUCGACACAAAACACUUUAACAUCACUGACUGUGCUGCAUUUUAUUUCAAACGGUUAUUUAUUGCUUUCUUCUCUGUUAUUUAUUGGUUUUAGUCAUCACACAGCUCAUCCAGAUGAAACUGCACAGAGGACUAUGAGUAGUUUGUGAUUCAACCACUGGAUGGCGCACCUUUCCAGCUCAUUGCUGCAUCAUCUGGUCUAAAACCUUCCUACCGUAGAGCUGCGGGAAUCUUUGCCUCUGUUUUCAUGUCUUAGAUUUUGUGUUUAAUGAAGGGCUUUUAGUGUUUUUUUUUUUUUGUUACUGUGAAGUGGUGCAGGCGCAUUGGCAUCAAAAACUACAGAAUGCUUGAAACAAGUGGAUAUAUGGAAUAUGCACAUUUUAGCCACUAGGAGACGCGUUUAUGUAAUCUGAGGCAGCACACGACGCAUCACUUCGUUCUUCAUGAUACACACACGCAUUUGGUUUUUUUUUUCAGUGUACAAGCCCAGUGUUAAAAACAUCCAUAAGCACAAUAUAUGAAACAUAAGUAUUAGCCUCCUCCAGGUGUCUUUGUGAAUCUUUGCUCUGUGUUAUCUCAAAGUCUCUGCUCAUCAGUAAGAACUGAGCAGAUCUCAAAGAGGGUGCCUUAUUGUUAUCACUGCAGUGUAACCCAAGUUGCCUUGAUAUUUGUGAUAAACCUCUCAUUUCAUCCACCGUAUUCUACCACGCACCCUAGCCCCUCCGGUUAUUAGCCACCGACGCUUCAGAAGGACCAACGUUCACGGCUUUAAAUGUUAAGUCUGUGCCUGACUCUUCGGCCUCCCAUCCAGGUCGCGUGUGGAGCUUCCAUACUGUUCCACGUACAUCUUGCCUGUAUAAAGGUGUCAUCCUGUAACAGUUUCUGUGUUUAAGGCCAGAACACCAAACUCUGCCAACAGUUUUGUUGUAAUUUGAUCAGUCUUUGUUGAUGUCAAAUAAAGGAUAUUGUGUCAAACUCU
Messenger RNA from Poecilia reticulata (guppy), 3655 nucleotides. RefSeq names its product alkaline ceramidase 3 (gene acer3). Gene Ontology annotation, biological process: ceramide metabolic process; phytosphingosine biosynthetic process. Gene Ontology annotation, cellular component: endoplasmic reticulum membrane. Gene Ontology annotation, molecular function: N-acylsphingosine amidohydrolase activity. Lineage: Eukaryota; Metazoa; Chordata; Actinopteri; Cyprinodontiformes; Poeciliidae. The record is from RefSeq and is a predicted model, not a curated record.